This is a messenger RNA of Cyphomyrmex costatus, 974 nucleotides long. RefSeq names its product biogenesis of lysosomal organelles complex 1 subunit pallidin (gene Pldn). Gene Ontology annotation, biological process: intracellular transport. The transcript has 5 exons. Gene Ontology annotation, cellular component: transport vesicle; BLOC-1 complex. Bases 144 to 608 code for a protein of 154 amino acids. The record is from RefSeq and is a predicted model, not a curated record. Lineage: Eukaryota; Metazoa; Arthropoda; Insecta; Hymenoptera; Formicidae.
UCAAAUAAUUGCUCGAUAUAAAAGGCUAACCUGUCAAAUUAUAUCUCUCUUUACAUUCUUCCCUUUAUGGAUUUUUGAUGCACAUUAUUACACUUGAUACAUAUAAUCGUGAAUCAAGUCAAGAGAAAUAAGUGACGAUAAAAAUGAUGACUGACUUGGAAAAAUCUGGAGCAAUGGAGGUUCCAUUAAAAACUGAAAAACAAUUGAGCAAGAAUGUAAUAGAUUUCUCAGAAGCUACAGAAAAACUGGCGGAAGGUCUCUUGAGUAUUUAUCAAUCUCCACUGGAACAAGUUAAGCAGGAACUUUUCGAGUUGACUAAUAAACAAGAAACUUUACUUGCACAAAUGCAGCUUGAGAAUAAAAGGAUACAUGAGACAUUUGAAGAUAUAGAUUUAAAUGACAUGUUUUCAGCUGUUAAAAUUUAUCAAGGAAAAUUAGCAGUGAUAAGAAAAGAAAUGAUCAAUAUUCAUGAAAGAACGUCUAAAUUAAAGAAACGGGUAUUACGUCUCCAACAGAUUAAGAAAAAAGAAUCUAUAAAUAGGGAACAACAACGUGAACAGGAAUUACGAAAAGAACAAGAAUUAAUUGGCAAAUCUACAAUUAACUAAGAGAGUAUAAAUGUAUUAAUAAAUUGAUAAUAAUUUAUACAAAUUAUUCCUAUAAGAGAAAUAUGACUAUGUUUCCACCAAAAAUUUAAAUCAGGUCAAAGUCGGGUUGCAACUCUAAUGUAAGUCUGAUUCAGUGGAAAUAGACAAGCCAACUUAUCUCUAACCCGACUCUGACCUGAUUUUGACUCGAUUUGAAUCCUCGGUGGAAACAUAUAUAAGUUUGUUUCUGUCUCUGCAUUAGGUUGCACUAAAACUUUCUCGCUUUCGAUAAAUAUUAAACGUGUACCUAUGUCAUUUUAAGAAUGUACAAAACAUGAUCAGAGCGAAAAGGAGCUAGGGCUCUCUCUCUCUCUCUCUCUCUCUCUC